Messenger RNA from Aspergillus homomorphus CBS 101889, 1891 nucleotides. RefSeq lists its product as uncharacterized. The transcript has a single exon. The record is from RefSeq and is a predicted model, not a curated record. The coding region runs from base 215 to 1885 and encodes 556 amino acids. NCBI's taxonomy places the organism in Eukaryota, Fungi, Ascomycota, Eurotiomycetes, Eurotiales, Aspergillaceae.
AUGGUUUUUCUCUCUCGACUGUGACGGUCAAAUGUGAAUUCUUCUUGUCAUACUUGCCCGCUCCUUCUGCUCUGGUUUUAACACAGAAGGAAGGCGCAACACGAGGUGGCACUCUGAAUGAGCUUUGCGUGUAUUCCCGUUUCAACCAACUUCGACACUGCUCUUUUCCUUUCACCAGAAUGAUGAGACGGCCCCUGAUCGACUGCUCAGAACUAUGGUUCUUCAGGAUCAGGAGCAGAUUCCUGCUCGAAGUGGCUUGCCUGGGAAUGAUGAAGAUUCCUCGACUGGACGAGCAACUGCUGAUAGCAUGACGCGUUACUCUCACUUGGUUUUCGCUGAAUCCAUUCCUAGCGAGGAAAGCUACAUUUUCGACGCGAUAAGGGCAUAUUCUAGCUCGGACGAGCUCACGCAGCGACAUAACCCAGCGAGGCAGAUACAACGAGAUCUGGAUUCCAGAGUCGCAGCCAACGCAGCUACAUUCUCUCCUCCAACGGCGCGAGACGCAGCAGGGCUCCCACGGCUACCACAUCGGGAACCUCGUUAUUUCACGGAAAAAGAGAGUGCGUCUCCUGGUUGGCACCCUUCUGCUCCGGGUAACAGUCGCCUCUUAUCCAUUGAUGAGGGUAGAGCAAUAGUGCCAUCGACCCAGGACGAGUCGCUGAAACGGAACCUCUUGGACGUCCUGCAUUUCCAAAAUCCCACCAUUAGCCUCAAUGAUCCCAACGAUGCUUCCAAGUCAUCUCAAUGGUUCGAGCACGACUUUCCAGCGAAUCCAAUCUACCCUGCAUAUCCGCCCCCAGUAAGGUCGCCCACUCCCCCUGGGCUGCCGACAUUUGGCACCCCCGAAGCUGUGAAUUAUUCUUCUCGGUUCCAUGUCCGCUCUGCCACUGUCAACAAUCAGAACCAACAAGCGACUGCGAGCUCAUCGAGUAGGUUCUAUGGUGGUGGUGCUUCUGAGAGCACUCGAACAGCAUCUUACGGCGACAGAAUCCGGAGAAUACUCAGCUUCUCCUCCUCCAUCCCACCCCAAGCGCCACGACAAGUACCUACUGUUGCAAGGGCAGAAGAUGGUACGGCGGUACAAGGUCGUUUCCCUUACAGGCAAAGCGGGCAUGGAGUUGGCGUGGUAAGACGAAUGGAAGAUCACACCUUUCCCCAGAGGGCGCUCUCGCCCGCCCCGGAGGAAAGCACCAACGAACACGGAGACUCCACGCAUCACAGAAAACCCGAUAGAGAGCCUAGCAGCCCACAACGAGAUACACCUUGGCGUCUGACCCCGGCACGUAUAGGCCCAGUCGUUAGGACCAGUCAUCAUUCGGCACGCGGCCACUUUUCCUCAGUCGCUCACAUCCAUGCACAUGACAGUCUACAGAGGCCCAUCUCGGCAAAUACGGCCCUUACAACGACCAGAGUGGAUUCGUUCCAUACUUGCGCGUCUCAGCUGUUCAAUCCUGCGCUCUUGAGGCAACAAAUGAGUUUCGUAGACGGACAGGGGCCCGAGAUCACACACGAGCUCCCCGCAUGCUCUCUUGUUCCAACGGAAUCGCCCACGACAACCUCUACCAGACCGGAUCCCUGCGCUUUCGCACACGGACAAUUGGGUUCGUGGCUUCAAUGUCUCCCAAGAGGUAGUUCCUGUUUCUUCUGUUGCUUGGGCGGCAGGGACGAUCCGGACACUGUCGUCUACUCCAAUACCUCUUCGCGUGAGACGUAUGAGACUGCGAGAAGUCAUCCGUCAAACGAUAACUUACCUGGUUCACCAGGCGAUGACGAAGAAGCCUCAGAGUCAACUCAGCACCCUGCGCAAUGGAUCUCAGAAGCUUGGAAGUCCGUUCAUGGGUUUGCUGCUCGGAAUGUCGGUACCAUGGGCCGGAUGCUGAAUUGAUGUCUA